AUGGUGUUUUGCACGUACUGUGGACAAUCCUUCACGAGGGACGAGCAUCUCGAACGCCAUAUCUUGACCCACACUAAUGUCAAGCCGUUCAAAUGUUUUACGUGCCACAUGUCCUUCGCCAGAAGGGACCUACUGCAGCGACACUACACCGUACAUGGCAAAGACCAAACCGGGCAGCAUGAGAUACCUGCUGCUGCGGGGAUGAUACCAAAGUCGGCAGGGAGAACACCAAUUGCAUGCAGCAACUGCGCGAAGACGAAGACCAAAUGUGAUAAGAAGUUUCCCUGUUCGAGGUGCGCAGGACGGAACUUACGAUGUACAUUGCGGCCGACCAGGCGUGUAUCGAAGAAUGCAGCGCGCGUGGGAGUGACUGUCGAAGGUGCUGUUGCGGUGCCUCAACCAAACUCGGAGAAUCACGCUCAGCAGCAAGAGUCUCAGCAGCAAACCGCGGCGCCAGUGCCCACAGAUAGCCCGCAACAAGGACCUCCAUCCACGCAGCCGGUGAGCCCCAAAGCUGUCUUGAACUCGAUAUCGGAGGAACAACAACAUCACGCGGAGCCCAGUGUGGAUGGACCACCCACGCAGUAUGCUGAACAGCCCACCAGUGGUGGUCCCCUGCCGCCCAGCUCGUUUUCGCCGCCAUUGCACACACCGGGCUUCAUGCAGCACACCCCUCUGUCCGGAUACGCUGAGUUUGCAAACAAUAUGGGCAAGGAUAGCUCCGAUGAUGAUUCUAGUCCCCGGUUCAUGUUAGAUUGGAGCCAAAUGCAAAUGCCGAUGGGCUACGAUGGGCUGGUGCCACCACACAUGAUCAUGAAUGCAGAGAUGGGAUUCGACACCACCAUACUUUCCAGCAAUGAUGCCAUGCUAUCGAUACUGCCUGACGUGGACGGCGGCAUGGGCCCUCUGCUGACGCCUCUCGAGACACCCAAAAUUCAGGGUGCUUUUGCGGACCUAGAGCUCAGUGCUACAGCGACACUUCCGUCACAACAUCGGCCGUCGAUGGUGUCGAUGGUGUCGUCACAAUCGGUGCCGUCAAAUCCUUCGACGCCUUCUUCAGACACGAAUGGUGAGAUAUUCGAGAUCAUCCAGGCCCAGGAUGCCUGGUCAGUGUUCCAAUGUACGCCCGUUCUGCCUUCGUCAGCUUGUCCCAAAACGGCAAAGCGAAACCUUGAGCGACUGGAAGACACGCUACGGAAUCACGAAGGUUGGGCAAGCUGGAGUCCCUCAUGGGAUGAAACAGAUCUGGCGGGCGGCGACCACUUGACGGUGAUGCAGCUUCAUGAGAGUACUCGAGACAAGUUAUUGGCCAUCACACAAAGCUUUCUCCACAAGGCGCUCGAGAUCCACAGAGAAGGUGACGGCCGUCGGUCCUCGGGAACUGGAUAUCACAGUCCCAACUCGUACUAUGGCUCGAACUUUGUCUUACUGCCGCCCGCUCGCGUCCUGGAGUACUUUUUACGAUCCUACUCGAACAGUUUCGAGCGCUACUACCCUCUCACAUCACGGGGUGUCCUCGAUGCGAAUGAAUUGCUACACUGCCACAAUGACCGGGCCGCAAGUCUCCUGGUGCUCAUGAUGAUUGCUCAGGGAGCCAUGAAUAUCUCCUCGACGGAAGCACGCCUCCUGACGGGCGGCUUGACCGAAGCUUGCCGCAUAUCAUUAUUUGAUCUGAUCGAGAGGAAUAUCAUCAUGUCGGGAGACCCGAUCGUGCUCCAUUCUGCUCUACUGUUUAUCGUCCAAGCUGCGUGGAGCGGCGACAAGUGGCAAAUGGACAUUGCCAUGGGUCAACGCGGAAUGUAUCUUGCCAUGCUGCGACAUUCCGGUAUGCUGGACAAACCUGUGCCGUCGACCAGCGUCAACCAGCACUCGUCAAGAGAUCAGUUGUGGCAGGAGUGGAUCCGCAACGAGUCGAAAAGCCGGCUGAUAUAUUCGUGGAUCAUGGUAGACCAAGAUAUGGCCCUCUUCCACGACACUGCUCCGCUGUUCACUGUCUCCGAGUUCGCUGCACCUAUGCCUGAUGCGGAUCGGUUGUGGCAGGCGAAGAGUGCGGUUGAAUGGUCCUCUGUUUUUGAACAGGUGCAUGAAUUCUCCGGUGGCUACUCCUCCGUUGGUUCUGGAGCUCGUCCGUCAUCGCUUCGCGACUUGUUUCGCCACUUCCUCGACGAUGAAAUGGUCCCGUUGGGUAUCGAGAUGACGCCCCUGCAUCUGCGCUUGCUCCUGCAUCCUCUGCAGUCGCUGGUGUGUCAAUACAGUCAACUCCUCGGCUGCUUCUCCGAGACUCGUUCGAGUCGGACUCAGGGCCAGACGAGAGCCGUCAGUGCGUCGUCCACCAGGCACCGGCUCGAAGAAGUGCAGUCCCUGCUGGGGAGAUGGUUUGACCUUGCCGAGCGAUAUCUGAGGGCGAAUCCAUUAUGUCCCAUGAUGCAGACGAACCUGAUCAUCUUCCAUUUGAUCAGCCUCAAUGCUGUGACCAACUUUCCCGAAAUCGAAAAGCUGGCCCGACGAGAGAACUUUGACGGGACUUACCAGCAGCUGGUCUGGACGCACAAACGAUGCAUCCACGAUGUCGAGGAAGCCAUCUAUCACUGCGGCCAAGUGCUUCGCAUUGUGCGAAGCAUGUCGGGGGGCACUCGGCCUCCAUGGUGGGCCGGAGCAAUCUAUCGCGCCGGUCUUGUCCUGUGGACGGAUAGCCUGACACACAAGGAACAGUCGUCGCCCCACAACAACAACGGCAUGUUCCCCUCUGUGCCAGGCCCGUCGUUUGCCAUUGAUGCCUUUACCGCCGAUCAUCCGCUGAUUGUGCGCUACCUGACGAAGCGCGAGGGCGUGCCUUGCGUGACGAAGCGCGAUGGUUCGCAAAUAUCGUCUUUUGAUCGAGGAGAAUUAGGCCAAACUGUCGAGAUUCUUGUGUAUGUCUAA
This is a messenger RNA of Sphaerulina musiva SO2202, 2922 nucleotides long. RefSeq lists its product as uncharacterized. The transcript is spliced from 3 exons. Lineage: Eukaryota; Fungi; Ascomycota; Dothideomycetes; Mycosphaerellales; Mycosphaerellaceae. Gene Ontology annotation, molecular function: DNA-binding transcription factor activity, RNA polymerase II-specific; zinc ion binding. The coding region runs from base 1 to 2922 and encodes 973 amino acids. The record is from RefSeq and is a predicted model, not a curated record. Gene Ontology annotation, biological process: regulation of DNA-templated transcription.